Molecule: messenger RNA, 1035 nt
Organism: Peniophora sp. CBMAI 1063
Lineage: Eukaryota; Fungi; Basidiomycota; Agaricomycetes; Russulales; Peniophoraceae
Source: the annotation of a GenBank genome assembly
AUGGCCGAGUACAUCAACGAGAAGGCCGGAUAUCUCGACGAGAAGGCUGGCGCCGUCACAGUCGACUUCGCGCCGUGGAGGCCGCGCACCCAGACCUACAUUGACGGCCACACUCUCCAGGCUGUGACCGUUGAGAAGGCAUGGGGAGAGUACAAGCUGAAUGACGGCAACUCUAUUCCGGCCAUCGCCUACGGUACUUGGACUCUCGGUAACGGAGACAACGCUAUUGGUCAGGUUGACCAGGCUUUGGGGACCGGCUUCGACCAUGUCGAUACCGCACAGUCGUACGGCAACGAGGAAGAGGCAGGCAAAGCCAUCGCAUCCAGUGGUCUCAAGCGCGAGGAAAUCUUCAUCACGACCAAGUUCUCUGGACGCGACAACCUCAGCAUCGCAGAGAGUAUUCAGGCUUCUCUCAAGAAGCUGAACGUGAAGUACGUCGACUUGUACCUGAUUCACCACCCACGCCUCGCGCAACCCGACAUUAAGACGGCCUGGGCCGAGAUGGAGAAGAUUAAGGCCGCUGGGUUCGCGAAGAGCAUUGGCGUCAGCAACUUCGGCGUAACGGAGCUCACUGAGUUGCUUGCAACAGCAAAGGUUAAGCCGGCAGCGAACCAGAUUCUGCUUCACCCAUACGUGCAUGCGAGGCAGGCCCCAACUCUUGCCCUCUGUGCCGCGAACGGCAUCAUCGUUGAGGCAUACAGCGCACUUCUUCCCAUCACGCAACUGCCUGGUGGCGCGCUCGACAAGCCACUUGCCGAGAUCUCUGCGAAGCUCAACGCGAAGCCAGAGCAGGUGUUGCUGGCCUGGGUCAAGGCUAAGGGCGCGGUGGUCGUAACGACGAGUUCGAAGAAGGAUCGUCUCGAGAGUUAUCUUGCUGCUGCAUCUUUGCCGUUGUCCACGGCAGAUGUCGCCCGGCUCGACGCUGCUGGUGCAGUCGGGUACCAGUCGCGCAAGCUCAAGUUUGCCCUCUACACGCUCGCCAUCACUGGCUUAUUCGGCGUUGUGAAUCAUCUCGGUCGUGCAUUCUACGCAUAA